AGACCCAUCUUCCAUAUUAUAAAGUCUCCCGCACGUUAAUACGUCUGCGACAACAGACAUGAUAACAUGGAUUCAGAUUUGCGACUGGACGAAAUAAAAUGUGGUUCAGCUUCCGAGAUCAUGAUGGCUGUGAGAUACAGUACAUCUCCGCCUGGACCAACGUUCAUCCCAUCCCUAGACGAUGUGCUUCUCGAGUAUCGUCCUCAUGAUGGCCACUCUUCUCUACGUAGAGGAGACUUGAUAGAACUGGUUGGGCCUAGCGGGUCUGGAAAAACCACCUUAUUAACGUUCCUCCUCAUGAUUACCCUUCUCCCUGCCGUUCUACCUCCGCCGCUGUCCACAGUCGUCCUUGGCGGAAAAGGAGGCUAUGCGCAGGUCUUUCAGCCUUAUACACAUCGACCCAUUAUGCUGUCUCUCCGACGAUCCAUAGAAGCCCAUAUCAGAUCCCUCGCCCCUGAGGCCCAAGACGAUUUGAUCGAGGACGUCAUCAAGGAAAGUACAAGUCGAUUAUCGGUUUGGAGGGGGAGGCCCAGAUGGAAGGAUCUUGCACUCGGUUUGAAAGGGAUAGUUGUUGAACUCUCUCCUUAUCCAGCAAGGUCCGAGCGGCGUCCAGGAGCGCUCGACUUGGUGGCCAUCGAUGGAUUUGCAGAUGGGUAUUACCCCCACCUGUGGGCCGAUGAAGAGAGAGGUCGAAAGCAGCAUGGCGAUGGGGCCAAUAUCGUUGGACCAGACGCCCUAGGCGUGAGACAGGUCAUGGAGGUGAUAGGACAGAUUCGGAAAGACCUUGGAAGCGUUGUUGCUAUAAGUGUGCAAGGACUGCGUACAACACGUGAAACUCAACCAUUCUAUCUUCCCCAUCUCCCAACACCUUAUCCUAACCCUUUCUCCAUCUCUAAAAGUGGCCCUGUCUCACGUUCUAACCCGACUUAUUGGCCGUUGAACAUACAAAUCACCCUUUUAGGACGCGCGCGGGGUCUGCAGUUACCGGGGGACAUCACUCUUAUUGAUGCUUUGCGAUCAAAGGCGCGUGAAAAAAAGGAGAAUGGUGAAGUGGGACAGAACGGCAAGUACGAAGGAUUAGUGAGGUUGGUGAAUAUGGAUGGAGGAAUACUUGGGAAACGAGAAGGGGCAAAAUUCCACUUUCAUAUUGGUGAGAACGGUUUGCAAGUCUGGACUGAUCCUUGAUCACUGUCUACGGUUUCACGUUGUAUACUAUAUCAAUGACUAGACUGUUUAUGAUAAAACCCCCAUCACUUGUUUUCAACCUGCGCCUCUUCAAUCGCCUUUUUGACCGCUUCGACGGCCUUGGGAUGAAUAUCUUUACCGGCGGCGACGAUGCCGUCAUUCUCCUUGAGAGUCCUUCCCACACCAAAGUUGAGCUCCUUGCCCCACAUGUCUGUACAGAUACCACCACUCUCAUGAAUCAACAAGGCUCCAGGGGCAUGAUCCCAGAUCCGCUCUUCGUAGAUCUUACCUCCAACAUAUUUUGUAGGGAUACGAAGAUAGACACCGCCUUCACCUCGAGAGAGACAGGUAUAUUUCGCCUGAGAAUCCAUACGGAGGGAGGGACGUUGAACGUCGAGUAGGGCGCCAAUUCGAGCCUGGAUAGAAUGCGCAGAGUGGCCAGACUCGACGGACUC
Messenger RNA from Cryptococcus deneoformans JEC21, 1640 nucleotides. RefSeq names its product expressed protein. NCBI's taxonomy places the organism in Eukaryota, Fungi, Basidiomycota, Tremellomycetes, Tremellales, Cryptococcaceae. The coding region runs from base 67 to 1185 and encodes 372 amino acids. The transcript is spliced from 5 exons. The record is from RefSeq and is a predicted model, not a curated record.